GGCGACUGGCGAGGGCCACUUUCCGUCUCCACGUCACACCAUCCUCAUUCAAAUAAAGCCCACUCUCCUCCAAUAUAUUUCGCACAAAAUAAAAUAAUUUAUAAAUUUGAAAAAUCAAACUCUGAAAAUUCAUACGCCUCCAUUGAUUCUCACCUCUCUGCAGUUCUCCUUUGUCUUAAAGUUUUUCUCACUGAGAAUUUUAGCUGCAUAUAUAUACUUGAAGAACAGCUGCAUCGUACACAUAUAAUCGUAGUAUUGAUUUUUCGUUAAACAGAGUGAGGCGGUUCAAUGGCGGCUUCUUCGUCGAGAGGGAGAAGUAGCUCGCCGUUUCACUACCGUAAGUCAUCGAGUCCGUACUCGUCUACUUCGUCCUCAUCAUCUUUCAUGAACGGAAGGUUCAUGCCGAAAUCAUGUUCGUCCACGGCGACGUCGUUUUUCGGCUCUGGAACUGGCUUCAGCUCCAAAUCCACGACUCCAAGCCGGAACCGGACUGAUUCGGCGUAUUCACGAGGUUACGGAAAUCGUACGCCGGUAGAUUUUCAGUCAAUGGAGGAGUUGAUUGCUGAGCCAGUGGAUAUGUCCAGAGCGGGAGAGAGUAUUUCGGUCACAGUUAGGUUUCGGCCAAUGAGCGAACGAGAAUAUAACAAAGGCGAUGAAAUUGCGUGGUAUGCUGAUGGUGAUAAAAUUGUACGGAACGAGUAUAAUGCUGCAACAGCUUUUGCAUUUGAUAGAGUUUUUGGACCUGAUACAUGUACACAGGAGGUUUAUGAAGUUGCUGCUCGACCUGUGGUAAAGGCUGCAAUGGAGGGCGUAAAUGGCACAGUAUUUGCUUAUGGUGUUACAAGUAGUGGAAAGACACACACUAUGCAUGGAGAUCAAAGUUCUCCAGGUAUAAUUCCGCUUGCAAUAAAGGAUGUUUUUAGCAUUAUUCAAGAUACUCCUGGACAUGAAUUCUUACUUCGUGUAUCAUAUCUUGAAAUCUAUAAUGAGGUUAUCAAUGACUUGCUGAAUCCAACAGGACAGAAUUUGCGUAUUAGGGAAGACACCCAGGGUACUUAUGUUGAAGGUAUAAAGGAGGAAGUUGUUUUGUCACCUGGGCAUGCUCUUUCUUUUAUUGCUGCUGGGGAAGAGCACCGCCAUGUUGGUUCAAAUAAUUUUAAUCUGUUUAGUAGCCGCAGUCACACAAUAUUCACCUUGAUGAUUGAAAGUAGUGCCCAUGGUGAUGAAUAUGAUGGUGUGAUCUUCUCACAGCUUAACUUGAUUGAUCUAGCUGGAUCUGAGAGCUCUAAAACUGAAACUACAGGAUUACGACGAAAAGAAGGCUCAUACAUAAACAAAAGUCUCCUGACUCUUGGAACUGUCAUUGGAAAAUUAAGUGAAGGGAAGGCAUCUCAUGUUCCGUAUCGAGAUUCUAAACUUACUCGUCUACUACAAUCUUCACUUAGUGGGCAUGGACAUGUUUCUCUCAUAUGCACUGUUACUCCUGCUUCAAGCAAUAUGGAAGAAACCCAUAAUACGUUAAAGUUUGCAAGCAGGGCUAAGCGUGUCGAGAUUUAUGCAUCACGCAACAAGAUUAUUGAUGAGAAGUCACUGAUUAAGAAAUAUCAGAAAGAAAUAUCUUGUCUCAAGCAAGAGCUUGAUCAGCUAAGAAGAGGGGUGCUUGUAGGAGUCAAUCAUGAGGAACUUAUGACCCUGAAACAGCAGUUGGAAGAGGGACAAGUGAAGAUGCAGUCAAGAUUGGAAGAGGAGGAGGAUGCCAAGGCUGCUCUACUGAGCCGGAUACAGAAGCUAACUAAACUGAUCCUUGUUUCUUCAAAGAAUUCAAUUCCUGGGUAUUUGGGGGAUGUUGCUGUACAUCAGAGGAGUCAGCCUGCUUCUGAAGAUGAUAAGUUGGAUGGUUCUGUGCUCAUUGAUGGCGAGAAUCAAAGAGAUCCUCCAUCAGAGACUUCUGAUUUCAAACACAAAAAAUCUUCAAGCAAGCGGAAUGAUGAUAUCUCCCAGGCUGGAAGUACGAUUACUGAAUCAACUCAGGCGGGUGAACUUGUCAGUGGUUCUUCCUGUGGUUCAAAGCUGCCCAUAGAAGGAGUUUCAAUGUCAGAUCAGAUGGACCUCCUAGUUGAGCAAGUCAAGAUGCUUGCUGGAGAGAUUGCAUUUAGUACGAGUACAUUGAAACGAAUGAUGGAGCAGUCUUCGAAUGAUCCUGAGAAUUCAAAAACUCGUACUGAAAUUCAAAGUUUGGAGCGUGACAUUCAAGAAAAGAGAGAGCAGAUGAGGAUCUUAGAACAGCGCAUUGUUGAAAUUGGUGAAGCAUCAGUCGGCAGUGCGUCUUUAGUUGAAAUGCAGCAGACUUUGCUGAAGCUGAUGACACAAUGUAGUGAACAGGGCUUUGAGCUUGAGAUAAAAUCAGCAGACAAUCGGAUUCUCCAGGAAGAACUGCAGAACAAGUGUUUAGAGAACAAGGAACUGCAGGAAGCUAUUUGUAAUCUUGAGCAGCAGCUAGCCGUACUGAAGGUGGAAAAGUCAUACCCCUCAUCAGAACAACAGGGUGUAUCAGACGAGUAUAUUGAUGACCUUAAAAAGAAAAUUCAGCUGCAGGAGAACAGUGGAUUGCGAGUACAGAACCAGAAAUUGUCUGAAGAAGCCUCAUAUGCAAAAGAAUUAGCAUCUGCUGCUGCAGUUGAACUUAAAAAUUUGGCUGGUGAAGUGACAAAGCUAUCGAUACAGAAUACAAAACUCGAGAAAGAAUUGUUGGCUGCUCGCCAUGUAUUGAAUUCUAGAAGUUCCACUGCACAAACUGGUAGUGCUCGCCCUGGAAAGCAUGGUGAAAGCCUAUGGCAAGGACGUAGAGGUCGGGUUUCUGGACGAGAAAUUGAAAUUCCUGGAGUUGUUCGUGAUGGCUUUGGCACAUCGGAUCUAGAUCCCGUUGAUUUAAAAAUGGAGUUACAGGCAAGAAAACAACAUGAGGCAGCUCUGGAGGCCGCAUUGGUUGAGAGGGAAAUACUGGAAGAUGAGUACAGGAAAAAGGUUGAAGAGGGAAAAAAAAGGGAGGCAGCUCUUGAAAAUGAUUUAGCAAAUAUGUGGGUGCUCAUUGCUCGGCUCAGGAAAGAAAAUGGUGCCCUGCAAGACUUAAAGACAGUAGUAGAAAAGCAGAAUGUUGGAGGAGACAAUAUGAAUGAUCCAAAAAUGAACAAUAGUGAGUGCAAUGACCACAUCCUCGAUGAUGGCCGGACCAUGGACCAUGCAACCACAGUUGCAGACAUUCUGAAGGAAGACAUUCUUGUUGCCCGCUUGAAGGCUCGAAUGCAAGAGAUGAAGGAAAAGGAGCACAGAUAUUUGGGAAAUGCUGAUGCAAAUUCACAUGUAUGUAAAGUCUGUUUCGAAUCGCCAAGUUCUGCGAUGCUCCUUCCUUGCCGACAUUUUUGCUUGUGUAAAUCUUGUUCCCUUGCCUGUGCCGAGUGUCCAAUCUGUCGGACUAAAAUUACAGAUAGAAUUUUUGCUUAUACUUGAGAUGGCAUUUCAAGUGCUCGAAAGUUGGUGAAAGGAAGGUUUUCUUCACUCUCGUGAACCUCCUUUUCUCAUGACAUUCUUUAAAAGGUCAACUGUACGUAAUGUCAAAGUGGUACAUCCUUUUUUUUUUUUUUUGGUGCACUUGUCCACCAAGUAACUGUAAAUUAAGAAAGACAGGUGCCACAAAAGGAAACAAAGACGAAAAUUAGUAAAUUUGAACUCAGUGAGUUGCCGCUGGCAUAGUUUGAUCUCCUUGAGUAAAAGGUAUUGUAUAGAACACAAGCUACAAUGACAAUUUUGACUUGACUGUAAAUUUUUGAGCUUGUACAUCAAUCGAUGACUAUAAUCUGGUUCUCUUUG
This is a messenger RNA of Nicotiana tabacum (common tobacco), 3867 nucleotides long. Its product is annotated as kinesin-like protein KIN-7D, mitochondrial. The record is from RefSeq and is a predicted model, not a curated record. Gene Ontology annotation, molecular function: microtubule motor activity; ATP binding; microtubule binding. Gene Ontology annotation, biological process: microtubule-based movement. Lineage: Eukaryota; Viridiplantae; Streptophyta; Magnoliopsida; Solanales; Solanaceae.